Penaeus monodon (black tiger shrimp) is the source of this 837-nucleotide messenger RNA. RefSeq names its product GDNF-inducible zinc finger protein 1-like. Lineage: Eukaryota; Metazoa; Arthropoda; Malacostraca; Decapoda; Penaeidae. Gene Ontology annotation, cellular component: chromosome. The coding region runs from base 1 to 837 and encodes 278 amino acids. Gene Ontology annotation, molecular function: chromatin insulator sequence binding. The record is from RefSeq and is a predicted model, not a curated record. Gene Ontology annotation, biological process: regulation of transcription by RNA polymerase II. The transcript has 3 exons.
AUGCCCUCACAUCAAGCUGCUCCUGUCAUGGCAGUAGAUAGUAAAGGGUGUUGUUUUGUCGUUACAGGUUUGGGCUUUUUCCCCCUGGUCCGUGAGCGCAGGCAGGUCCGGUAUGAAUGCUCGGUUUGUGGUCGUACAUUCAGUAAUGUGUACAAUCUGAAGGUCCACAUGCGGGACCAACAUUCAGGCCUGGGAAGUGCCAAGUGUGAUCUUUGUGGCCUAUCAUUCAAAAAUCUGAGUACCCUGCGAGUGCACAAGAGUAACUACCACCGCAAGACGGCCAGCAAGACUGGCUCCGUGGGCAGUACAGUCUCCUUGGCCCCCCGCCUCCAUCCUGGCCCUGGUCGGGCUACCUGCGGCGACACCAACUCCCUUGACUGUGUAGGGCCGUGGCCGCCGCCCGGCGUGGUAGCGGCGCCUCCAUGCUGGCCCAGACAGGCAUCAAGGUUCGCAUGCGAGCUGUGCGGCAAGGAGUUCACACGCAGGUACUCCGUCAAGGUGCACCAGCGGGAUUCACACUUCACCAGGCCGGACACAGUGUUUGAGUGCACUGAAUGUGGCCGAACCGCAGCCACGCAGAAAGCUCUCAAAAUGCACGUGCACCGCUACCACCGAAGCUACGAGUGGCUGAGUGGGGAUCUCAGGGAGUCUCGGCCCAGGUUUCCUUGUGAGCUUUGUGGGAAAGGCUUCACUCGUAGAUACAACCUAAAAGUACACCAGCAGGACGUCCACUAUAACCCCAUACAAAUGGCAUUUUAUUGCACGCUGUGUGGCAAACAAACCACCAGCAAGAAUGGUCUCAGGCAACAUUUACUCAAGUACCACCCCAAACACUGA